AUGGACUCGUCUCAAAACGACGGCGUUUACGAACCUCUUCUCCAGCCUCACGGUGAUGGAACGCUACCGUCUCCGUGGACGGAAGCUAGCAAAGGCGAGCUAGAAAGAGUGCUUUCCGACGUCGAAACUCCCCUCUUUCUCCGCCUUCGUAAGGCUACUAUGAUCGAGUCGAAACUUCUCUUCAAGCUCGCUGCGCCUGCGGUUGUCGUCUACAUGAUAAACUACUUCAUGUCCAUGUCCACUCAAAUCUUCUCCGGUCAUCUCGGAAACCUAGAACUUGCCGCUGCUUCUCUUGGAAACACCGGAAUCCAAGUAUUCGCCUACGGUCUCAUGCUAGGAAUGGGGAGUGCGGUGGAGACACUGUGUGGACAAGCGUACGGAGGUAGAAAAUAUGAGAUGCUUGGAAUUUAUCUCCAAAGAUCCACCGUGUUGCUCACUCUCACCGGCGUUCUACUCACCUUGAUAUAUGUUUUCUCCGAACCGAUUCUGCUUUUCCUCGGAGAAUCGCCCGAAAUAGCUUCCGCAGCGUCUCUCUUCGUUUACGGUCUAAUCCCUCAAAUCUUCGCGUACGCGGUGAACUUUCCGAUACAGAAAUUUCUUCAAUCGCAAAGCAUCGUGGCUCCGAGUGCUUACAUCUCAACCGCAACACUCUUCGUGCACCUUCUCAUAAGCUGGCUUGCUGUGUACAAGCUCGGUAUGGGACUUCUUGGAGCGUCGCUAGUGCUCAGCCUCUCGUGGUGGAUUAUAGUUGUGGCUCAGUUUGUUUACAUUGUGACCAGUGAUCGGUGUCGUGAGACGUGGAGAGGAUUUAGUGUACAGGCUUUCUCGGGUUUACCGAGUUUCUUUAAACUCUCCGCUGCCUCCGCCGUGAUGCUCUGCCUUGAGACUUGGUAUUUUCAGAUCUUGGUUCUUCUCGCUGGACUUCUAGAGAAUCCGGAACUUGCUCUCGAUUCCCUCUCAAUUUGCAUGACGAUUUCAGGAUGGGUGUUCAUGAUAUCUGUUGGAUUCAAUGCUGCGAUAAGUGUACGAGUGAGCAAUGAACUUGGAGCUGGAAACCCUAAAUCAGCAGCCUUUUCCGUAAUCGUCGUAAACAUUUAUUCGUUAAUCACAUGUGUGAUCUUAGCCAUUGUCAUUUUGGCGUGUCGUGACGUUUUGAGCUAUGCGUUUACUGAGGGUGAAAAAGUAUCGGCCGCGGUUUCUGAUCUUUGUCCACUUCUUGCUGUAACGCUUGUUCUCAACGGAAUCCAACCCGUCCUCUCCGGUGUGGCGGUUGGAUGCGGUUGGCAAACGUUUGUGGCAAAAGUUAACGUCGGAUGCUACUACAUUAUUGGAAUUCCUCUUGGAGCUCUCUUUGGGUUUUACUUCAAGUUCGAUGCCAAGGGUAUAUGGACGGGAAUGAUAUGUGGUACGUUUAUACAAACAAUUAUUUUGGCGUGGGUCACGUUUAGAACAGACUGGACGAAAGAGGUGGAAGAAGCUUCCAAAAGAUUGGACAUAUGGAGCAACAAGAAAGUAGAAGUGGUUCCCGAAUGA
Arabis nemorensis is the source of this 1533-nucleotide messenger RNA. NCBI's taxonomy places the organism in Eukaryota, Viridiplantae, Streptophyta, Magnoliopsida, Brassicales, Brassicaceae. The record is from the annotation of a GenBank genome assembly.